This is a messenger RNA of Laetiporus sulphureus 93-53, 642 nucleotides long. RefSeq lists its product as uncharacterized. The record is from RefSeq and is a predicted model, not a curated record. Bases 13 to 534 code for a protein of 173 amino acids. The transcript has 3 exons. Lineage: Eukaryota; Fungi; Basidiomycota; Agaricomycetes; Polyporales; Laetiporaceae.
CGUCCAGCCACCAUGUCGGUUGCAACGCCUACCCUGCUUCCUCGUAGUCUGCUCUUUCCCAAUCUUCUUCCCAGGCCUCCUCAGCCAUAUCCCACACCUUUGCCUAAGAAUGGACAGCGAUCGGGGCGUCUCAACAGCAGACGCGAUCUGCAACGCGAGAUGGACGAGUUGAGUGACGAAGAGGACGAACUCGAAGACUUGAGCACUGAAGUGAAGAACAGAGGCUUCAACUUCCUGAUUCCAAUCGGUCGAACCUUCACGCAGCACGAGGAGAAGAAUGAUGCUGACGAAGCGUCUGAUGAAUCUGAAGAUAGCGACGCAUCGGGCAGCGAGGCCCCAUCCAUCGGGGACGAGGGAGAGCAUGACUCGGAAGAGGAAGAUCUUGACGCUGAGAUGGAAGACUUGGACGACGAUGGAGGAAACAUCACCGCAGGGGUGGUCGACCUUGACGCUGAAGACUCAGUGCGUGCAAGCUCGGUUGAUAUUGACAACGAAGACGAGGAUGACGAGGAGGAACCAUCUUCUGAACUCUGAUGGAGUAUACCCUGAGUCCUUUCAUAGCUGUAGCACGUAAAGAGAUCCAAAUGUAGCCAUAGACAUUUUUUUUGAUAUGAAUGCUUUCAUUUUCGAUAUAUCAUGGAC